Prorocentrum cordatum is the source of this 379-nucleotide messenger RNA. The record is from the annotation of a GenBank genome assembly. NCBI's taxonomy places the organism in Eukaryota, Dinophyceae, Prorocentrales, Prorocentraceae.
CCCGCAGGAUCAGAUCGCCUCCGACAACAAGAUCUCGAGCGCCACCCUCCACAUGAGCCUGGCGCGGGCCGACCAGGCCGCGCCAGAGCUCACCGGCGCGGACAAGGACCAGCUCAUCGCCACCCUGAGGCUGAAGCUCGAUAAGCCCAACGGCACGAGUGGCGUCGCUGAGCUCGCGCCGGCCGCCGCUGACGACAAGGUGUUCUUCUCGCAGCAGCGCCCCGCGAAGGCCGUCAAAUACACCACCAACGAAGAGUACACCGAGGUGGCGCCUGCGGAGGCCGAGGAGCCCGAGGGCGAGGGCGGCGGGGUGCUGCAGCUGGACGAGGAGCGGUCGGCGGAGCUCGCCCUCCGCGAGGAGCCGGGCGAGGAGUCCCAG